AUGUCACACCUGAUAACUUCUCUGAAAUUCAUUUCAUCAGCUUUAAAGUUUUUGUCGGUAUCUAAUGCUAAUGGAGAUGAUAGAUAUUCCAAAUUGUUGCAGCAUCUGAGAGCUGUACUACGAAUUCUGGUUGCAAUUUCACUACUCUUGAACUAUGCCAAAAUUGAAGCAAGACAAAGCCUAUCUGAGGCUGAAGAUUUAGAAUUGGAGAGGCAAUUAAAGCUUCUAAAUAAGCCAGCUAUCAAGACCAUUAAGGAAAGAUAUGGAGAAAUAUAUGAUUGUGUGGACUUUUACAAACAACCUGCAUUCGAUCAUCCUCUAUUGAAGAAUCAUGAUUUUCAUCUCGAGAUGAAACCUACCUUGCCCAAUUUACUAGGAGAUGGCACUUCCUCAAACAUUAAUAGACCUUUUAACAUAGGGUUAAAAGGCGGAGGAUGUCCUACUGGAACAGUUCCUAUUAGAAGAACUACAAAAGACGAUCUAAUACGAUAG
Messenger RNA from Capsicum annuum, 492 nucleotides. RefSeq lists its product as uncharacterized. Lineage: Eukaryota; Viridiplantae; Streptophyta; Magnoliopsida; Solanales; Solanaceae. The record is from RefSeq and is a predicted model, not a curated record. The transcript has 4 exons. Bases 1 to 492 code for a protein of 163 amino acids.